AUGCUCAUAGUAGGAAUGACAGGAAGUGGUAAGACUCAGUUCUUACUUAAUAUGUUAGAAACAGAGUACAAUAAAGUUUUCGAUUAUAUUGUUAUUAUAUGUCCAACAAUAGAAUGGAAUAUGACGUACAUUAAUUGGGCUCAUAUUAGUGAUCACGGAGUUAUACAAAUUCCAUGUUCGCAAGAAAUGAUCAAUCUUAUCCUCAAGGCAGUGUCCACCAUAUUCCGCGGAACCCAGGCUCUCAUCAUUGUGGAUGACUGUGCUGCGAGUCAAGAUGUAAAGAAAAGAGUCUCAGAACUGGUGCGCCUUGCAUUCUCCGCAAGACAUUACAACCUAUCUGUCAUUGUAAUUACCCAACAACUAUCAUCAGUAGCAAAACCAUUCAGGGAGAACAUUUCCAGGCUAGUUACAUUCUACAACCCUAGUCGCAGAGAUAUGAAGGUCAUAACAGAUGAUUACCUAAGUGGUGUUCCUCAGGAGACAAUUACAGAGAUUACAAAAAUACUAAAAGAUGAGAAGUUCACCACAUUAGAUGUACUCCUCAUUCACCCUUACACAUAUACCAUUAAACUACCGACUACGCAGGCGUAG
Molecule: messenger RNA, 591 nt
Organism: Paramuricea clavata
Lineage: Eukaryota; Metazoa; Cnidaria; Anthozoa; Malacalcyonacea; Plexauridae
Source: the annotation of a GenBank genome assembly